Molecule: messenger RNA, 4300 nt
Organism: Trematomus bernacchii (emerald rockcod)
Lineage: Eukaryota; Metazoa; Chordata; Actinopteri; Perciformes; Nototheniidae
Gene: mtss1la
Product: MTSS I-BAR domain containing 2a
Exons: 16
Coding region: 499-2832 (777 amino acids)
Biological process (GO): cell projection assembly; plasma membrane organization
Cellular component (GO): actin cytoskeleton; cytoplasmic side of plasma membrane
Molecular function (GO): phospholipid binding; actin binding
Source: RefSeq, a predicted model, not a curated record
UCGUAUUACGGGAGCUGGGAGACAUCUGCUCCGCCACUAACAACGGAGCGCGUCCCCGUGUCUCAGACCUGCGACCGAUCCCUCUCCCAUGGUGCCCUCUCCUCCUGCUGCCCUAGGCUACCCACAAUUGUGAUCUCUCCGUUUAUUUGCGCCGCGAUCAUGAGGAGCCACAUUGCAUGUCCCAUGCUGUAGUUCCCCCCGGACAGAACCCAUUCCCGGCUCCAUCCCUACACCGCGUCCGAGAGGCGAGUAGCGGCGGCGGAGCGAGCGGCAGCCCCGGUGCCAUCGAGCAGCACAUUUCUUUUUGUCUGUGCGCUCCGCAGGCUGCAGGCUGACGGCUUUUUUGGUGGCUUCGCAUCCCCUUCCGCUGCUGGACUAGAUUUUCGUAGGAAAGGACAACGAAGGGCGGAUGAACAACACACAGAUCUCCAUGUCUGCCGUUUGAUUUAAUCUGCGUUUUGUGUCUUUCCGGGAGCUUUUUUGUUUGUUUUUGACACCAUGGAGUCGGUGGAGAAGGAGUGUGGAGCGCUGGGUGGAUUAUUCCAGGCCAUCGUGAACGACAUGAAGAGCUCUUACCCUGUUUGGGAAGACUUCAGUGCCAAGGCCACAAAACUGCACUCUCAACUCAGGACCACAAUUCUGGCAGCAGUGGCCUUUUUAGAUGCCUUUCAGAAGGUGGCGGACUUGGCUACCAACUCAAGAGGUGCCACCAGGGACGUCGGCUCAGCUCUGACUAGGAUGUGCAUGCGACACCGCAGCAUUGAGACAAAAUUACGCCACUUCACCAAUGCUCUUAUGGAAGGCCUGGUUACGCCUCUCCAGGACAGAAUAGAGGAAUGGAAGAAGACAGCCAAUCAACUGGACAAAGACCAUGCCAAAGAAUACAAGAGGUCUCGUCAGGAAAUCAAAAGGAAGUCGCUGGAUACCAUAAAACUCCAGAAAAAAGCAAGAAAAGAGCUUCUAGGCCGGGGUAACUUGCGCCCCCAGCUGGACAGUGCCAUGCAGGACGUGAGUGACAUGUACCUGCUGAUGGAGGAGACGGAGAAGCAGGCGGUGCGCAGAGCCCUGCUGGAGGAGAGGGGGCGUUACUGUACUUUCAUUACCCUGCUGCAGCCUGUGGUGAAUGCAGAGAUAGCCAUGCUGGGAGAAAUAACACAUUUACAGCCAAUUGUUGAUGACCUCACUUUGCUGACUGAAGACCCCCACAAGCUGCCACCCGCCAGUGAGCAGGUCAUCCGGGACCUGAAGGGCUCCGACUACAGCUGGUCCUACCAGACCCCUCCUUCCUCCCCAAGCAGCACAGGCUCCAGGAAGAGCAGCAUGUGCAGCAUUCUCCAGAUGCCCUCUGCAGGCGCCCAUCGGCUCAGCAGCGUCUCCUCCCACGACUCUGGCUUCGUAUCUCAGGACGCCAACACCCACUCCAAGCCUCCGUCACCCAUGCCCUCUGACAUCGCCAGCCAGAAAUCAACAAGCUCAGCCUCCUCAGAGGCUUCAGAAACCUGCCUGUCUGUCAGCGAGUGCAACUCUCCCACGGCGUUUGGCUCAUGCUCAUCCUUCGGUACCUUCCGCCCUGCUUUCUCACACACUGGCACCAUCAGACCUCUGUCUGUCAUACUUCCUGCGUCCCCCACAUUUAACCACUCCCCCGGAUCCAACACCCCCUCACCCACAUCAAAGAUUCCUAGCUGGAAGGACUGGGCCAAAUCCUGCGAGCCAUCACUGGCCAGCACUCUGCAGCGUAGGAGGGAGUCUAUGGAUAAGAUGAGAGAACUGGAGGCUCCGCCCAGUCCACUGGGGUAUUCUGGGAUGCAUCCCGAUGAUCCACACCGAGCAAGAAUGGGCCCAGGAAGCAUUGCAGCCAAGCAUGGUGAGGCGCUCUCUCCGGCAGCCACUAAUCUGGCCAUGGUCCUGACCAGAGGCCUCAGUAUGGAGCAGCAGAAGAGCAGCAGGGACUCUCUGCAGUACUCCAGCGGCUACAGCACCCAGACCAACACCCCAUCCUGCUCCGAGGACACCAUACCCUCCCAAGGUUCGGAUUAUGAAUGCUACUCUCUCAAUGGGGAUGCUGACAGCGAAGGACAGGCAGACUUUGACAAGUCCUCCACCAUCCCACGCCACAGUAACAUCGCUCAGAGCUACCGCCGCAUGAUCCAGACCAAGAGGCCUGCCAGCACCGCAGGUCUGCCUGCAGGUAAGACCCUGCAGGGCACUACAAACGGUGCAGGGGGGAGCAGCUCCGCAGUCAUCACCUCAGGGACGGCCACCAUUCGCCGGACGCCAUCUUCCAAAACUGGGGUGAGACGGACGCCAUCCACAACUGGCCCCAUUCCCAUCCGGCCCCCCAUCGUGCCGGUUAAGACCCCCACAGUGCCAGAUUCCCCGGGCUAUGGCAGCCCGUCACAGUACCAUGCCGGCAGCGAGGAGUUUCUGUACGGUGAUGACCCAACUGCUGGUGACUACAUGAGGGCUUCUCCAAAGCGGAUGAGCCUCCCCGACACAGCCUGGGGCUGUGGAGGAGGGGCGGACAGGACCCUUUACACCCAGCAGGCCCUGGGCAUGGCCGCCCACAGCGCUGAGGAAGACCCUCAGCUCGCUGCCAACCGCCACAGCCUGGUGGAGAAGAUAGGGGAGCUGGCAGCCAGCGCAAACGCCCUCGGUGAGGGGAACUUCUCUUUCCACAGCCCACUGCCAGGGGAUCCGGCUCGGUGUGUGCCGCAGGAGCCGUCCUCCACUACCCAGGAGGACAAGGAUAUGCUGGUGUCUAUACGCCGGGGAGUGAAGCUCCGCAAGUCAGUGACUGAUGACAGGUCGGCUCCCAGGUUCUUUCGGUAGCUGUCGGAGAAGAAGGCUGUGAGGAGGCAGCCGUGGUGCCCUUAUUUACAAACUGAAGCUUUGUAGUGAGAUGAAACAGCACUCAUGUGACACAUAAACUGAGGUACAAGUUAUAAAGAGGAUGUAAUGUGGUAAAUGAAGGCCAGUUCACAGAGUAAAGAGUGGACAACGUUAAGUCAAUUAAUGUCUUGUAUGUAUUGCGUACGUACAAAGUAAUCCAUAUUCUUUUGGUUUUUAUUCUUCUCUUUUGUUAUUGUCUGUGGGCUUUGUGGCUGUGCUCUCUGCUCCCUGUGUGGCUGCUUGUUUCAGCCCAGUUUGUUCCCUAUUGCCCCAGUGAUGAGGAUGUCACUGCUGUAGGGAUCGAAUGCUUUGUGUCUUUGUUUUUCUUGCUCUUAUGAUUAUUAUAAUAUUGUGCAUUUCUUAAUUAACAAAGGCCGCCUGUCAGUAAAAAGUGAUGGGCACAGUGCUCUGUGAGCCUGUUUGUAUGUUGUGUUUCUCAUCAUUACUGUACAAGUACCGUAUUACUGUUUUUGUUUAAUAAGCUGAGCAGCAGCUGUGUAAGUCAUGUAAAAUAGAAGCAAUAUGGCAGUGCUUUUAUUGCUGUACUGUACUGUCAAUAUAUUCUGCAAUUAAACAGGCUUUUUACUGUUAAAUUGCUUGAUUGUCUUUGUCAAAAAGGUAUACAGAAACUAUUUCAUCCAUUGUGCAAACAAUGCAGACAAUUUCUUAGUUUUAGGUAUUCACCAAAUUGUAUUAGAUUACCAAUAUAUGUAAAUCUAUUUUUCAAUUUGUUUUUAUUUUCAUCUCUUUAGAUUUAUGUAACCAUCAUUGUUUAUUAGAAAUGCAUUCCUUCUGAGCUUUCUCUACUUCACAUUUUAUACUGCACUUAAACUUAGUAUGUUAUGAUUUGUGUAGUACUGUAAUCUUUAUUUUCCAGCGGUCUGUGUGCGGUUGUUUUAUCUGAAACCCAAUUCAAUUAGUUUUUCCUGGUAAUUUUCUGCUCAAUUCACUAUAACAUUGCCUGCAGUUGUACUAUUUACAACACUGCACUGAAAACAGAGGGGGGCGCCAGAGCCCCUUCACUGUGGCCGAGCUAAAUGGCGCCAACAGGAAACAGAAAUGGAAGAUAUCAACAUUACGGUCAGUAGAGACAUUUGGCUGGCAGGAGAGAUGAGCGAUACAUGGGAUGAAGAAGAAAGAAAGAAAGACUGUAAGCACGUCUCACAGUUCACAGCCUCCAGAACAAACCACAUUCAUGUUACACCAUGAGCACCAACAAGCUAGCAUAGCCUACUCUUGUUUCAAAAGCACAACAAACAUGGCCAAAACCGCAGGCUACCUCUUCACAUUAAUGACGUCAACUGUGCAAAAAUAAACAUUUUACGUAAACUGUCCCAGAGAUUAUAUUUUUCAACAGUAUAUAGUCCACAUUAUAGGUAGAAGGGGGCAAAGGUGGAAGAAGUACUCA